AUGAAAAGACACUAUGGUGAGGUUCAUGCAAACCAAUAUUCCAAGAAAUCCUGCAUUGGACCCAAGAGUUGGAGAUCAUGCCACGCACAGACAGAUCGCACCGAUUUUCCCAGCUCUGCCGAGAUCUUCUCGGCCAGGAAGCCCUGGCGCUACAACUACCGCUCGUCCUCACGUUCCCAUUUCACCGGCAUCGAGGACGAUUUGACCGAUGCCUUUGUCGACGCUGAGUUCCCGCAUGAAACGGCCAGUAUUGGCGAAUCAUCCACCAGCUUCAAAUGUGGGACUGCAGAUACUUGGGUUCGAGCGCGGAUGCUGGGAGACCCUGCAGAGUGUUGUCUCUUUGAGGAGGUUCGACCACAAGAUGUGAAGCAAGGAAGCCUGGGAGAUUGCUGGCUCAUGAGCGCCUUGAGCUGUUUGGCUGACCACCCACAGAAGCUGAAGAGUCUUUUCUCCACGAAGCACAUCACCAAGGAUGGCAAGUAUGACGUGUAUUUGUGGGAUCUUGAGAAAGAGGAGUGGGUGGCAGUGACCAUUGACGAGUUCCUGCCAUGCAACAUCAGUUGUGGACAGCCGAUGCCAGCGUUUGCGAAACCUCUUGGUGAAGAGAUUUGGGUCCCCUUGCUGGAGCUCCUUGGAGUGAGGAAGGUGCUCACAGGGAAGUCGGAUGUGGUCUCGUACACGCGGCAAAAGGACACGACGUGGCGGCGCCGCCACACACACCGGAAGAAUCAGCUGAAGCGAGGAGCUGGUUGGAAUCUGGGUGGAGUGGAACAGGAUGAACACCUCUUUGAUUGCCGAGCUCGGAACCCUCGAGCCUCCAGUUGGACGUGGAAAAGUAAAGCUCCCACCAUCGACAAGGAGAAGCUCUUUGGAGUGCUACAAGGCCACUGCGCAGACAAGCACGUGCUGGGCUGCAGCAUUGCUGGAAAUUCGAGCGGUGCUGAGGAGGCAAAGGGCAAUGGUUUGUACACCAAGCAUGUCUAUUCCUUAUUGAAGGUCCUGGAUGAGCAGACGGAUGAUGGCACGCCGGUGAAGCUGGUGAAGUUGCGAAAUCCCUGGGGCUACAAGGAGUGGAAGGGCGAUUGGGCCGAUCAAUGCGAUGGGGAGGAGAGCAAGUGGAAGGACGUGCAGUUCCGACCCGAUCCGAUCCACCGACAGCCGCAGACGGAAAACCGGGUUGAGUGGAUGAUAGGCAUGUGGGCCACGCAUGAGAACCCCCAGCUGGCAGAGCGGCUGUCGAACACCAAAAAGAAUGAUGGAUGCUUUUUCAUGUCCUUCGACGACUGGGCGGCUGCCUUCACCUGCGUGAGCCUUUGUCCCGUGGGCGUGGCGCCCGUGCCGCCCGCGGAGGAAGAUCCAGAAGAUGAGGAUGUGGCGGAGGAUGGCAAGUCCGAUUCGGAGGAGGACCCACGAUUCGAUGGGCCACGUCCGAACAACCGAGCCAAUUCACCUGCGAUGUGA
Molecule: messenger RNA, 1461 nt
Organism: Durusdinium trenchii
Lineage: Eukaryota; Dinophyceae; Suessiales; Symbiodiniaceae
Source: the annotation of a GenBank genome assembly